This is a messenger RNA of Erpetoichthys calabaricus (reedfish), 1726 nucleotides long. RefSeq lists its product as uncharacterized. The coding region runs from base 479 to 1492 and encodes 337 amino acids. NCBI's taxonomy places the organism in Eukaryota, Metazoa, Chordata, Cladistia, Polypteriformes, Polypteridae. The record is from RefSeq and is a predicted model, not a curated record. Gene Ontology annotation, molecular function: catalytic activity. The transcript has 2 exons.
CUGCAAGAAUCAAGACAUCGGUUUCAUCAACAACUGGGACCUCUUUUGGGAAAGACCGCGUUUUUUCAAGCGAGAUGGCCUGCAUCCGAAUAGCUUCGGCGCCCGGGUCCUCUCCGAAAACAUAUCCAAGGUAAUUCGUUUAUCUUGACUAUCUAUCUCUGCUUUUAACCCCUUCCGAAAUGCCACUUCUGUGCUUGGUCAUGAUAAUCGUUUAAUAAAAUCUUCCAUAAAAGUGCACAACAUAAAUACUGUAAUAACCAAUCUUAAUGCACAUAGAAAAUCUAGGCAAUACGGCAUAAACACCAAUAAUUUAAUUAAAGUUACUACUUUAGAUGAACAAUGUAUUAAAACUAUAAAAACAUAUCAUAGAUUAAACAAAAAAUACACGCAGAGCGGCGCUAAUAAAAAUAACUUAAUUCCUGUUCCAUAUAUCAAUAACGCACAUAGUAUUCAUCUCUGCUCCUCCGAAACAUUGAAUAUGGCACUAUUAAAUGUUAGAGCUUUAACUAACAAGACGUUUUUUAUCAACGAUCUUAUUAGUGAUAAAAAAGUAGAUUUUAUUGCACUAAGUGAAACGUGGCUUAGCUCAGAUGGCGCAGCUGUUUUAAUCGAAUCUGCGCCUCCGGAUUACAGUUUUACUCGUGCUGAUCGCCAAGGAAAGAGAGGUGGAGGACUAGCAAACAUUUACUCAAGUAGGUUAAAAUGUAAAAAUAUCAGUUUUGGUAAGUUCAAGUCUUUUGAGUAUCUCGCCAUUGUUAUUCAGGGAGAUUCUCACGUUCUAGUAUUAUCCGUGUAUAGACCUCCAAAAUCCAACGCGUCUUUCUUUGAGGAAUUCUCUGACUUGAUGUCAAUCUUAAUUACGAACUAUGACACACUCUUAAUAGUCGGCGACUUUAAUUUUCAUAUAGAUAAUCAAUGUGACCAGAAAGUAAAAGAAUUUAUGAACCUCCUGGACUCUUUUGAUUUGAGACAGCUCAUUAAUCAGCCUACACAUAAAGCAGGUCAUACGUUAGACUUAGUAAUUACUAAAGGACUAAAAGUUGAUAUAAAGCAGGUCAUUGAUAUUGAUCUAUCAGACCAUUUUCUUCUACUCUUUAAUAUAGAAAUAAUGAUAGAAAACACUCAUGAGAAGCAUAUUGUUAAAAAACGCUUCUUUGACUCAUCAGCAGCUUUAAAACUUUCAAACAUUCUAACCAAUCAGUCCGUUUAUAGUGCCAACUAUAAUAGCGAGGAGAAUGUAAAUAGUAAGGUGGAAAGAUUUAAUACUAAAGUGAGGGCUGCUGUUGACUUAGUUGCACCUGAAAAGACAGUUAAAAAAUCUUCUAGCAUUGUUAUACCUUGGAAGACCCAAAGAGUGUCUGAUUUAAAGAGAACAUGCCGUAGAGCUGAGCGUAAAUGGAGGAAAACUAAACUAACUAUUGACUAUGAAAUAUUAAAAGUUAAAAUAACACAGUCUGUCUUGAGAGGCGCUGCUAUUUCUCUAAGAUUAUAAAUAACAAUGCUAGUAAUCCCAGAGUCUUAUUUUCAACAAUUGAUCGUCUGUUAAACCAGGUAACUCAAAGGAAUGCCUCCUAAGUACUUCCAGUAAAACCUGUGAGGCUAUCGCUGUAUUUUUCAAUCAAAAAAUUAAUGAUAUUAGAAAUAACAUAGUAUAUCUCCCCAACACUAAGGAUCCUCUUAAACCCCAGUACCCCAUAAUAAACAAAUUAAAGUCUUUCACUAGGAU